CUCGCCACUAUCGAAUCGAUUUUCCUCCCAACCGCAGCGCACAAAUAAAAACCAACGAAAGAAAAAGCGGCCGCCCGAUUACCCCCGAAACAAGCGCCAACGAAGUGGGAUCGCACUCCCAUCUCCAUUCUCCGCGCCGAGCACGCCCCCAUCCGGAUCCGGUCGGGCUCGGAUCCAUCUCUGCUCUCGUCGGUUGCUAAAAUGGAUAAGCUCAAUGGUUCUGCACGUCUAAUGAUUGUUUCAGAUCUUGACCAUACAAUGGUUGAUCAUCAUGACGAGGAGAACCUGUCCUUGCUUAGGUUCAGUGCCCUGUGGGAAUCUGUUUACUGUCAGGAUUCUCUACUUGUCUUUUCGACUGGAAGAUCGCCUACUCUGUAUAAGGAAUUGAGGAAAGAGAAGCCUAUGCUGACUCCAGACAUCACCAUCAUGUCUGUGGGCACUGAGAUAACAUAUGGUGAGGCAAUGGUUCCUGAUGACGGCUGGGAAGAAUAUCUGAACAAUAAGUGGGACAGGAAUAUUGUUGUAGAGGAAACUGCAAGCUUUGCUGAGCUGAAGCUUCAGCCAGAGACAGAACAGCGUCCACACAAGGUCAGCUUUUUUGUUGACAAGAAGACUGCUCCAGAAGUGAUAAAGUCUCUUUCCAAGAAGUUGGAGAAACGUGGGCUAGAUGCGAAAAUAAUAUACAGUGGUGGCCAGGACCUUGAUGUACUACCUCAAGGAGCAGGAAAGGGUCAAGCACUUGCAUAUUUGCUCAAGAAGUUAAACUCCUGUGGAAAGCCACCCAACAAUACUCUUGUUUGUGGUGACUCUGGUAAUGAUGCAGAAUUAUUUAGCAUCCCUGGUGUACAUGGUGUCAUGGUCAGCAAUGCCCAAGAGGAACUACUUCAGUGGUAUGCAGAUAAUGCGAAGGAUAAUCCUAAGAUAAUUCAUGCAACUGAGAGGUGUGCAGCUGGUAUUAUACAAGCUAUUGGACACUUCAAGCUAGGUCCUAAUGUUUCUCCUAGAGAUGUGGAGUUCCCUUAUGCGAAGGAGGCCUCUUUCAUGCCUACAGAUGCUGUAGUAAAGUUCUACGUUCUCUAUGAGAAGUGGCGCAGGGCUGAUGUUCCAAAGUCUGAUUCUGUUAUACAGUACUUCAAAAACAUCACUCACGCAAAUGGAGUUAUUAUCCAUCCUGCUGGUCUUGAAUGUUCGUUCCAUUCAUCCAUUGAUUUAUUGGGAUCAUCUUAUGGCGACAAACAAGGGAAAAAAUACCAAGCAUGGGUGGACAGACUUGUUGUCACACAAACUGGACCAGACAGUUGGGUGGUGAGAUUUGACUUGUGGGAAUCAGAAGGUGAUGUGCGUGUGUGCUCUUUGUCGAGUCUUGCUUUGAAUUUAAAGCCUGAAACCCCUGAGGGCUUCGUGCUAACACACAUCCACAAGACAUGGCUCAAUGGAUACUCUUCAGGGGUUGAGCAGGCGUCUAAGCUUUAGACCUAUUUACCGUCUCCACAGCAAAUGGAAUUUUCUUGAGGAUAAAAU
This is a messenger RNA of Phragmites australis (common reed), 1521 nucleotides long. Its product is annotated as sucrose-phosphatase 1. Bases 202 to 1473 code for a protein of 423 amino acids. The transcript has 9 exons. The record is from RefSeq and is a predicted model, not a curated record. Lineage: Eukaryota; Viridiplantae; Streptophyta; Magnoliopsida; Poales; Poaceae. Gene Ontology annotation, biological process: sucrose biosynthetic process. Gene Ontology annotation, molecular function: magnesium ion binding; sucrose-phosphate phosphatase activity.